Molecule: messenger RNA, 1912 nt
Organism: Hymenoscyphus albidus
Lineage: Eukaryota; Fungi; Ascomycota; Leotiomycetes; Helotiales; Helotiaceae
Source: the annotation of a GenBank genome assembly
AUGACCCAACAAUCCGCACCACCCAUCCUCUCCACGCCCCAAGAAUCAACCCUCUUCGAAGACCCAACACCCAUCUCCUUAACUCCGCGGAAGAAACAUACGAAAGAGGAGAUCCGGACGAUAUACGAGGUUGAGAGGACGGCGAGGGAGAUUGUGAAAGGUGGAUGGAGGAGAGUCGCGUUGCAGCUUCCGGAUGGGAUGUUAGGGGAUGCGCCGGGGGUUUUUGAGGGGUUGGAGGAGGAGAUUGGACGGUUGGAAAUGGGGGGUUGGAGGGUUGGUGGUGAUGAGAAGGAGGGGGAGGGAGAGGAGNGGGAUGUUAGGGGAUGCGCCGGGGGUUUUUGAGGGGUUGGAGGAGGAGAUUGGACGGUUGGAAAUGGGGGGUUGGAGGGUUGGUGGUGAUGAGAAGGAGGGGGAGGGAGAGGAGAGGGAGGUGGAGAUUAAUGGGGAGGGGAAGGUGGAAAGCUUUAGGAAGGGAGAUAGAGGGAGCAGGGAAAAGAUUCGACUUGCGAUAUUGGCGGACACUUCUUAUGGAUCUUGUUGUGUCGAUGAGAUCGCGGCUGAACAUACGAAUGCGGAGGUAGUCAUACAUUAUGGACGGGCGUGUCUUUCGCCUACGGCGAGAUUACCGGUUCUUUAUGUGUAUACUUCUAUGCCUCUGGAGAUCUCUGAGGUUCUCACGGCUUUUGAGCGGAAUUUUGAGAAGGAGGCAAAAGCAGGGAAGGGGGAGAAGGUUAUUGUGAUGGCGGAUUUGACAUAUCAUUCUCACGUCCCUCUGCUUCUCGACUCGCUACAAGAAAAGGGAUGGAAGAAUAUUAGAGGAACGGAAGUCGUUCAUGAUCCUCUAGCACCAAUACCGAAUCGCAAAAUAAGCUGGGAAAGCGAAGAAGGAGAGGGAGAUGAGAAUCUGAAAGAUUGGAAAAUCUGGCAUAUCUCUCAACCACCCACAUCCCUCCUCCUAACUCUCUCCUCCCGAAUAAAAGAACUCCUCAUCUAUCCCACCAACGAAAAAUCCUCAACAAACAACGACCUCACAAUCCGACCCCAAACAUCACGUCUUCUUUCCCGUCGCUACGCACUCCUCACUCAACUCUCUACCACACCCAUAAUAGGAAUUCUAAUAAACACGCUCUCCCUAAGCUCACUCCUCCCCUCUCUCUCCCUUCUUAAAUCCCUCAUCCACAACGCCGGCAAGAAGAGCUACACCUUUUGCGUAGGGAAAGUGAAUUCCGCCAAGAUGGCCAAUUUCUCAGAGGUGGGUGGAUGGGUGGUACUAGGUUGCUGGGAGAGCAGUCUGUUGGAAGGGAAUGAGUUCUAUGCACCAGUCGUGACGCCUUUUGAGUUGGGGAUUGCGUUGAUGGGGGAUGAGGAGCGGGUCUGGAGUGGAGAGUGGCGGGGUGAUUUCUCGGUUUUGAAGGAAGAGGAGCAGAAGAAAAGAGAAAUUGAAGUAAAACGGACGGAGAUAGAUGGUGGAGAACCUGAGAUCCUGGCUCAGGAUAAUGAUGAAAGUGGGGAGAUAGAUGAAGAAGACGAGUCCGAACCACCCGUAUACGAUUUCAGGACUGGUCGGUAUAUCUCGAAUUCGAGACCUAUGAAGGCUUCCAAAUCUAUUUCUACAUCCACAACUAGCGCCUCCCCUUCUACAGAUAUCCCUGGGGGACCUCAUACUUCCACUGAGGGGAAUCAGACCCUAGCGAGGAGAGCGAAGUUGGAUGUUGCGACUAUUAACGGUACGGCCUCGCCUGGUGCGGAGUUUCUGAGGAGCCAGAGGACUUGGACGGGGUUGGGGAGUGAUUUUGAGCGGGUGGAUGGGGGGGGGGAUGGAGAUAGGGAAGGAGAAGGGGGUUUGAUUGAGGAGGGGAGGAGGGGUGUUGCGAGGGGGUAUGUUGUUGGGGAGAGGGUGGUUAGGACGUAG